UCCGGGUCAAAGGUAACUUUAAACCAAAGCAGCACUGCUUCCUGUACGUUUGUUAAAAUGGCCAAGCAUCACCCAGAUUUAAUCUUUUGUCGAAAACAAGCCGGAGUCGCUAUCGGGAGACUCUGUGAGAAAUGUGAUGGAAAGUGUGUCAUCUGUGACUCGUACGUGAGGCCGUGCACGCUGGUGCGUAUUUGUGAUGAGUGUAACUACGGCUCAUAUCAGGGACGGUGUGUGAUCUGUGGAGGGCCCGGUGUGUCCGAUGCUUACUACUGCAAGGAGUGCACCAUCCAGGAGAAGGAUAGGGAUGGAUGUCCCAAGAUUGUAAACUUGGGAAGCUCCAAAACUGAUCUGUUUUACGAAAGGAAGAAGUAUGGCUUCAAGAAAAGGUGAAGACAACUGAGACCGCUCCAAGUUUUUACACUUUUCAUUAAAAACAUUUUUUGACUUGUCAAUAAAGCUGUUUUUCACAUUUU
Molecule: messenger RNA, 473 nt
Organism: Austrofundulus limnaeus
Lineage: Eukaryota; Metazoa; Chordata; Actinopteri; Cyprinodontiformes; Rivulidae
Gene: phf5a
Product: PHD finger protein 5A
Exons: 4
Coding region: 58-390 (110 amino acids)
Biological process (GO): mRNA splicing, via spliceosome
Source: RefSeq, a predicted model, not a curated record